Rhipicephalus microplus (southern cattle tick) is the source of this 480-nucleotide messenger RNA. RefSeq lists its product as uncharacterized. Lineage: Eukaryota; Metazoa; Arthropoda; Arachnida; Ixodida; Ixodidae. The record is from RefSeq and is a predicted model, not a curated record.
UCCAGACCAUUUCCUGUACUUCAUUAAAUCAGCCGUCCAGUUCUCAAGGUGAAGACAAAACCAACCCGACCGUUUUCGUCGUCAUUUACCUUGUGACAUACCCUUAGAUCAUUCGCCAUGAAGUCCUGCGCCAUCUUGGCUCUCCUCAUCCUGGGGCAUUUGUGUGAAAUUCAAGCAGCCACGUUGAGCAAGCCAGCAAUGAGCACGGACGAUGCCAAGAAACUCCUCAUCGAGAAACUUUCCCGUUCCAUCAUGGAACACCGUGAAGAACUGCUGGAGGCUCUUCAGGGAAUCAACAGCACAGGCGACAGAACCGACGAGCAGAUCCCUGGUGUCCUGCUUGCCUUACUUGUGGCCAUUGCCGGAGGCGUUGUAUCCGGAGCUGUUGAAGCUGGUGUAGCGGUAGCAGUUUCGAAAGGCUGAAUCUAUCUUCCAUGGCAUUAUUUUCAGAACAAUAAAUUAUUAUACAACUACAGUCUA